UUUUUGUAUAUAGUAUCGUGUCCUCUGCAAAUAGCGUUCUACUUCUUCCUUACCAGUUUGGAUGCCUUUUAUUUCUUUUUCUUGUCCGCUGCUGUGGCCACAACUUCUAGUACUAUGUUGAAUAACAGUGAUGAGAGUGGGCAUCCUUAUCUUAUUCCUGACCUUAGGGGAACAGCUGUCAGUUUUCCCCCGCUGAGUAUAAUGUUUGCUGCAAGGUUUUCAUAUGAUGCCUUUUAUUGCUCCUCUGUAGUUUGUAUUCUUUUUCUAUUGCGGUUUUAUUUCUGUAUAAUAGCUCUCAAAUAUUAAGGAUGUUAAUUCUUUCCUUUUAUUUUUACAGAUUUAUCACUAGUUUUUUGUUUUUGAAUUUUCGAUAGUAUUUUAUAAUGGGCAAUCUGUCUGAAAUUUAAUUGUUUUUGUUAUUAUUUCCCAAAUGGUUAUGUAGUUGUCCCUGAACAAAUAAAAUGAUUUGUUUCAUGUAGCUGAAGGUAACAUUCUUUCAUCCUUUAUUCCAGUUAAGCUCCAGUUCCGUCCAGGGGUUCCUGCCUCAGCAGGGAUUUCCAGCAGCCUGUGGGGUGGAAAGUUAGGAUGGCCGGCAGCCCAAGGCCAAGGGGACUGCAGCUCUGUCCAAGGAAAGGCCAGCAGGAGCACACGCAUCCUCUAGUGACUCUCAAGGCAGCACAGAUAGAAUGAGUGGGUUCCGGGGUGGCUGAGCCCUUCUGAGAGGCUGUCCGGGGGCUACUCCAAGCCCCGUCACCAGCAGGUGGAGUGGGCGUUGUUACAGACGCCAAGCCAUUUAGAGCAGCAGUGAGUGACUGAGCCGGCAUCUCCCGAGCAAAUCUGUUUGACCGUGAACCCACACUGCUCCCUGCACAGAUUGCCGCUGCUGCUUUCUUAGGUCAGUGGAGCUGUGAAGUCACCUGUGGCCCCUGCUCUGUGUGUGCCAUGGCAGAGGUGCCACCAAUGAGGAGUCAGAAAUGUGAGUUCCCACUGUGGCAAUGCCACUAGUGAGUUUCAUCUAACCCUUACUAACCCUCUGAUUUUUUCACCUGUAAGAUGGGAAAAAACAUUUAACAACUUUAAAUCUCUAUUGUAAGUAUCAAAUGAUAUCACGUAUUUAUUGAUAUACCCAAAUCUGCAUGUUAAUAUGUAGAAAAAUGAUUUUUAAACUGUACAUUGGUGUACAGAUGGCUAUGAUUUGCUCUAAUGGUGCUGAAUGUUAUAGGGAUUAUGGAAGAGAUCAAGACCGUUCUUGGUUUAUAAAAGUUUAUGUUGAAGAAAUAAGAUGGGAUUUAAUCACAGUCUUAUUUGGUAGACUCUUUGGUAGAAUGGGUAGAUUCUUUUCUGUUAAAAAAAAUUUUUUUUUUCAUGUGUAUUUAUUUUUGAGAGAGACAGAGACAGAAUGUGAGUGGGUUAGGGGCAGAGAGAGAGGGAGAGAGACACACAGAAUCCCAAGCAGGCCUCAGGCUCCGAGCUGUCAGCACAGAGCCUGACGUGGGGCUCGAACCCACAGACCGCGAGAUCCUGACCUGAGCCGAAGUCGGACGCACAACCGACUGAGCCCCCCAGGGGCCCCUCUUUUUUGUUUUUUUAAAAAUUUUAUGUCUUUAAUUCUCAUGAAAAUGUAAAUAUUUUACUCGAAGUAGCGCUUCUUUCUCUUAAAAGUGUUUUUUAUUCAAGUGUAACUGACAUACGUUGCCAGAUUAGUUUCGGGUGUGCAAUAGAGUGAUUCGGCACUUCUGUACUUUUCUCAGUGCUCGUCCCAAGUGUGCUCUUGAUCCUCUGCCUGUCACACGUCGCCCACCCACCUCCCCUCUGGUGACCAGUGGUUUGUUCUCCGUAUUUAGGAGUCUGUUUUUUCGGUCUGUUUUUUCCUUUGUUUUGUUUCUCAAAUUCCGCAGAUGAGUGAGAUCAUACGGUAUUUGUCUUUCCCACACUGACUUAUCUUACUUAGUAUUGUGCUCUCUGGGUCCACCCGUGUCAUUGCACGUGGCAAGAUCUCAUUCUUUUUUUAAUGGCUGAGUAAUAGUCCUGUGUGUGUGUGUGUGUGUGUGUGUCUGUCUCCCACAUCUUCUUUAUCCAGUCAGUGGGUGAAUUCUUAAGAUUUUGAAACAUUUGUAAUGUUUAAUAUAUUCUUUCAUCUGUUUCUUAAGAUUUCUUUAUGCUUUGGGGAAGCAGUGGAAGGAGCUACAUGGUAAUUUGACUUCAUCCACUUGGGACACUUUCUUUCCUGACCAACUAUAUGCCGGCCACUGUGCUAGGGACUGGGUACUUCAAAAUGAUAAAACCCAAAAAGCAAAUUGUGGUAACUUUGAAACAUUUUGCUAUUUUUUUAUAUGAAACUGCCUGCUGUGUCUUGGCAAUUGCAAGAAUAAUAAAUAAAGUUUAUGAAUUGGGGAAGAACGUGCAUUAAUAUAUUCAAAAUGUUUUUAUUUUUUCCAAAUACUGCACAAUUUUCAAGCCUUUAAAAAUCACCUCUUAUUUGUUAUAAGAAAGAACGUUCGUUAUAUGGGAGAUCAUGGAGUGUGAGUCCUCUGACUGUACUUUGAGAACUUUGUCACUUAUACUUCCCCCCUAGCCUGGUAUCUUGGCCUUAUACAUGGUAGAAUAAGGGUUUCUAGUCAGGUCCUGGAAACACCCGUGCAUCUGAGCCAGCAUCACACAGCAGGAGGAUUGCCGCCCAGGGGCCUGACCCCAGCCCUGCAUUCUGCCUCUGCAGGGGUGACCUGGUCAGGGUUGUGAAACGGUUGAAUAGAUCCAAGGUGGGCAGUAGGAGAUAUAGAUUCAUAUUACACUUCACCACCAAUUUGCUUGGAAAAUUUGGAAAACGAUUUAGUAUCUCAGUUAUCGGUAACAGUAAUCAGUCUCAGUGGUAACUUUCUGAAUCCUCCUCAGUGCUAGCGCUGGGCCCACGUGUUGCAGACCACGCUGUCCCAGACCGCCUCUGUGAGGCGUGGUUCUGUCCAUCUCUGGCGGUGGAAGCAGAUUCCGCAAGGCGGAGCGAGGUCUGUCGAGUAGGAAGAGGGGGACUUGCAUCAAGGUCUGUUUAAUCUGGAAGCCCCGGGGAGGAGUGAGCUGUUGUGUGUACAGAACCUUCGGGACUUUGAGUAAUCCCUUCUUUUUCCUGGGGGUGUGGUGUGGGAGGUGAGUAAGCGGGUGUGGCAUACUGUGUGUGUGAUCACACUCAUCAUGGUGAGUAGACAGACUGUCGUCUGUGUAACGCAUCAACCCCUCUGUUGUCUUCUGCGUCCCUGCGUUUUCAGAUUGAGGAUGGAAGAGCCACAGGGGUUUUUCUCCACUGGUGACGGCUGCGUCGGUGACACGGUCACAGAAAGGUGCCUGGUCGAAUCUAAGGAGCCCGUGUCCCAUGUUCAGCUUGCUUGUGGCCUGUGGUUCUGCGCUUUCCCUUUAGAUGGGAACGAACUUUGCGUGUGGAGCACCAAGGACCCUUCUUACCAGCCUCUAAUCCUAAGAGGACACCGUCAGCCGAUCACUGCUGUGACAUUUGGAAAUACAGUGAGUCCGCUUCUCAUCUGUUCCGCAUCACAGGAUUAUGUUAUGUUGUGGAGUCUGGAUGAGUGCAGACAGAAAGUGCUUCUAGCCUCCCCGCUCCUGAGUCUCCUCGUGGAUGAAAAGAGCAAGCAGUUGGUGGCGGGAUGUGCAGACGGGCAGCUUUGGGUCUUCAGUUUGCUUGAAAGACAUCAUUAUCGUUGUGUGACCCGAGUUGACCUGAAGAAGAAGAGAGAGACUUUCUCCAGGAGGGUCGAGUCCAGGUUGUGCAGCCUGCCAGAGGAGAAUCGGCGUCCCCGUGCACACGGCCUGGAGAAAGGAGAGGACAUGGAAGGAAGCCUGCCUGUCCUGUCCCUGGCUCCCUGUGACCUUUCGCUCCUGCUCAGUUCUGAGUGUGGAUGCCUGCCUUCCGAGAGUGCCCCGUGCCUGUGGGUUGGAAGCUCCGCUGGCUUACUCAUACUUAACUUGGCGAACUUCGAAUUGGAAGGCGUUUUACGUUACAAGGAUUUCAGGAGCCUCGGCAUUCAGGUUGCCGGAUCGUGCGCAAUGAUGAGCAAGGCCGGCGGGCAAAAGGCCAUCUGCUUACUGACAUCCAUGUUUGGCUGUCAGAUCGCCGUGUUGGAAAUCCGUCUCGCGGCUCUGAUGCGGUCUCAGCAAGAUCUCGGCGCCGGAAGGAGCCUGUCGGUGCUGCCUCGUGGCUGUGUCCUGUCCACGUCUCCGCUGCACUUCAGAAUUGCUGAGGAGCACAGGACCCCACCGGCGCCUCAGCGACGGUCCGCGGUACGGAGCACCGUUCAGGACCAGCCUCUGGUUUUCCACAGCAAAGUGAGGUCAUCUGGGUAUGCGACCGCCCCACACGUCACUAUGUUUUCACCCAAGACCAACACCAGGAAUAACGGCGACAGCCCUUCACGCCGCAGGAGCAGUCACAGGUGUAAGGAGUACCCUCUGGAGAGUUCUCCGCCAACCAGACUCCACAAGCAGCGUGUCCUUGCCCACGGGCCAGCCGCCGCGCUCUGUGUCCAGUUCUCGGGUACGCCGAGUCCGGGGGCCACCUUCACCGCGUGUGCGAGGGUCUCUUCCCUGCCGCUGCUUCCCUGGAAACGGAGUUCAAAGUCUUGGUUACUUGAAGUUGUCUGGCGUGCCGGGGUCUGGACGAAAGCCAGCGGCACCUGGAAUGGGGGCGGUGGCCCUAGUGCCGGCCACUGCUGGGGUGCAGGAGCCUUGGGUAGGGGCUCCCCCCGCUCCCUCCACCGGCUCCUCUUGGGGGGUUUGCAGAAGUGGGGAGCCGCUCUCGCCCAGGCGGCUCUCCUCUUUGAGGCCUUUUUUCAGAAGCACAUGUCGCACUUCUCUUACUCUUUUUAUGCAGGAGAUGGGCGGUGGCUGGCCUGUGGCUUAGCCAACCACUUGUCGCUGGUCUUCCGUGCUGAUCUAACUGGGACACCUGCUGUCUUCUCAGGUCACGACGGGGCAGUGAGCACCGUGUGCUGGAGUCAUGACGGCCGGUGGCUGCUGUCCGCUUCCCUGGAUGGGACGCCGAGGGUGUGGUCGCUGCGUAGGGCGGAGCUCGUGCUGUGUGUGGGCAGAGACCUGUUCCCGAAGCCCAUCCAGUCCGCCCAGUUUUACUACCUAGACGCUUUUAUAUUGUGUUCUUCUGGCCCUGAACUUCAGCUCCUGAAGUGUCACAUUGACACGAGCAAGGAUGAGAUAAGAAGGUACAAACAAAAGAGCAGGUGCAGGCCCGUUUUCAGGCUCCCCACAGCUGGCCCAACAGAGAUCACCAGCCUGUCUGCCGUGAACGACUUUUAUUCCUACCUGGUGCUCACUGCGGGCCGGGACAAGACCGUGGAGGUGUUCAACCUCAAUGCGGGCCGCAGUGCAGCCGUGAUAGCGGAAGCCCAUUCACGGCCUGUGCACCAAAUCUGUCAGAAUAAGGGAUCAUCAUUCACGACCCAACAAUAUCAGGUUUAUAACCUUUUUGCCACCACAGCCACUGGCGAUGGGAUAAAGCUGUGGGACUUGAGAACCCUGAGAUGUGAGCGCCGUUUUGAAGGACAUCCAAACCACGGAUACCCAUGUGGAAUUGCUUUUAGCCCUUGUGGACGCUACGUGGCUUCUGGUGCCGAGGACAGACACGCGUACGUGUAUGAACUGGGCUCGAGCACGUUUUCUCACAGACUGGCCGGACACACGGACACCGUCGCUGGCGUGGCCUUCAGCCCGUCGGCCCCCCAGGACCCUCAGCUAAUGAAAGUGACUGAACCACAUUUCGUCUUCAAUUGCAGCUUGCCACCACCACCCUGGACGGCAAACUGCAGCUGUUUGUGGCCGAAUAACUCACCGCGGGCCGGUGCGCCGUGGGCGCGAGGGGGACGCGGCCAAGGCUGCUGGAUCCCGAGCCGCUGCCGCCCUGUGCCCCUCAUGCUGGCAAGGUCUCCUGCCCCAUGGGAUGGUCCCCCUUCCUGGAGACGGAGUUGGCCUCCAGCACUCGUGUGCAGAACGUGGUGAAGUUACAACAGGACGUUGUAACUUCAAUAAAAAGUACUUCAAUAAAAAGUAACCCAGUGUUUGUUUCCUCCCGGACUUUGUGGGGUGGGGGCGGGGGGUCCACGCUGGCAUGGUGGGCUCACAGCCUCCUGACGGCCUGCCCUGCUGCCGCCUGGGGAACGGGGCCUCUGCACACGGCCUGGCUUCUUGGCCCUUCCUCCCAGUUGAGCCAGGGCCCUGUUGGCACACGAGGACCUGCUCAAGACCUUGCCUUCAGUUCUGUCGAAUGAAUUCCCGGAGGUGCACUUGCUGGGUAACACGGCAGUGCUGUUGUCGAUGUUUGAGGAAGCUCCACAUUGAGGAAACCACAGCACCUGUGCCAUUGACCGUCCCUCCAGCGGGCACAGGAGCGUUUGCCUGUCGUUAACACCCCACUUCUUUGUAUAACUUUCGUAGCAAGCAUUAUUUGUCUUACAUGUUUGCAUUUUUAUAUGAAUUUUCUCCAAAUUAAGUCCUGAUUUCACUUAUAUAUGACUUGGAGAAAAAGAAACUUAAAAUUAUUGGAUGUCAGUAAUAAGAGCCAAAUAAUAUUUUAGAGAAAAACUAAUAUGUUAAAAAAAAACCCAAACAUUACCAAGCUUUACUAGGGAAAAUGCAGGACAGAAUCAGCUUGUAAAAGCCAUUGCUGAGGUGAGGGCCGUCCCGAGUGGCUGGCCCGGUGGCCGCCAGAGGCAGGGACGAGAGGGAGAGUGGACAACAGAGACCUGGGGCCGCCUCCGCCCCGACCCGGCCUGCGACAGGCGGUGGGUGUUGGUGCCAUGGGAGCUGACUCGCUGAAGGGAUGUGUUGUGUUGUGUUCUUUAUUGGCAUUAAUAGCAGUGUGUCUUCUCAAGCAGCAAGCAGGUGCACUAACGUGAGAUUGUUUGGUCCUUCCUCCUCCAUCGGAGAGCACUGGUAAAAUAACACAUUAUGUAGAGCUUCUCACUGAGGGGCGCCUGGGGGGCUCAGUCAGGUGAGCGCCCCACUUCGGCUCAGGUCGUGACCUCACGUUCGUGGAUUCAAGCCCCACGUUGGGCUCUUAGCUGACAGUUUGGAGCCUGGAGCCCGCUUCAGAUUCUGAGUCUCCCUCUCUCUCUACCCCUCCCCCACUCGCGCUCUGUCUCUCGCUUUCAAAAAUAAACAUUAAAAAAAUUUUAAAAAUAAAUAAAAUAACU
Panthera uncia (snow leopard) is the source of this 7208-nucleotide messenger RNA. It is a transcript of the gene WDR27, whose product is annotated as WD repeat domain 27. NCBI's taxonomy places the organism in Eukaryota, Metazoa, Chordata, Mammalia, Carnivora, Felidae. The transcript has 22 exons. The coding region runs from base 3187 to 6015 and encodes 942 amino acids. Gene Ontology annotation, molecular function: protein binding. The record is from RefSeq and is a predicted model, not a curated record.